CAAAGGAGACCGACACUCAGUCUCUCUCCAACAUUUUGUGUCGACCUCGCGUAACAAAACAAGCGCAGCAGGACUCGUUGCGCUCUCCAGGAUAGAUUAUCAGGACUUGGUUUGCUCAUUAUUCUCCGGGACGUCGCCUUACACAUAUAGGAUAUAAGUUUAUUUACAGUAGAAUAACCGGAGAUUCUGGAUGAUGGGUUCAGUCCCGGCGAUAUCUGUCCUUAUUUUGGGCAUUGUGGUUCCAGCGCUGGCCGGCUAUAUUGAGGCACUAGCAGCCAAUGCAGGCACAGGGUUUGCCGUGGCAGAGCCACAGGUAGCGAUGUUCUGCGGAAAGCUCAACAUGCAUGUCAACAUUCAGACCGGCCGCUGGGAACCCGACCCAUCCGGAACCAAGAGCUGCGAAGGAACCAAAGAGGGUGUGCUGCAGUACUGCCAGGAGAUGUAUCCCGAGCUCCAAAUCACAAACGUGGUGGAAGCCAACCAGCCAAUUCGUAUUGAGAACUGGUGCAAGAAGGAGAAGAAGGUGUGCAAAGGGCACGCCCAUAUUGUGGUGCCUUACAAAUGCUUAGUGGGCGAGUUUGUGAGUGACGUGCUUCUGGUUCCAGAGAAGUGCAAGUUCUUCCACAAGGAGCGUAUGGACAUGUGCGUCAGCCAUCAGCAGUGGCACGGCGUGGCCAAAGAGGCCUGUGCCAAGAGCUCCAUGGUGCUACACAGCUACGGCAUGCUGCUGCCCUGCGGCAUUGAUAAGUUCCACGGCACAGAGUACGUGUGCUGCCCCUCCUCUCGCACCGGGGAGUCCGCUCCACCUUCCCUGCCUUCCCAGGAGGACGACGAAGACGAGGAGAUAGAGGAUGAGGAGAUUGACGAGGCCGACCUGGUUGAGGAGGAGGACAGUGAGACACCAGCUGACGAGCAGCCCACACAAAAGGAGGAGCCAGUGGACGAGGACGAAGAGGAGGAGGAGGAGGAGGAGGAGGAAGAGUACCACUAUGUCUAUGAGGACGAGGAGGCAGAUAAAGAGGAGGAGGAUGAAAAGAAAGAGAGCAGCAGAAUGCCAGAGAGCCAAGAUGAGGACAAGACUCUGCAGGAAGUGAAAGCGGUUUGCACCCUGGAGGCUGAGACCGGCCCCUGCCGUGCCUCCAUGCCCCGCUGGCACUUCGACGUGAGCCAGAGGAAGUGUGUACGCUUCAUAUACGGGGGCUGUGCUGGCAACCGCAACAAUUUCGACUCAGAGGAGUACUGCAUGGCCGUAUGCAAGCGCCUGACCAUGCCACCAACUCCACAGCCCACUGAUGAUGUGGACAUCUACUUUGAGACACCGGCCGACGACAAGGAGCACAGUCGCUUCCAGAGGGCCAAGGAGCAGCUGGAGAUCAGGCACCGCAACCGCAUGGAGAGGGUAAGAAAAGAGUGGGAAGAGGCUGAUCGCCAGGCUAAGAACUUGCCCAAGGCUGAGAGGCAGACAUUGAUCCAGCACUUCCAAGCCAUGGUGGAGUCACUGGAGGAGGAGGCAGCCAGCGAGAAGCAGCAGCUGGUAGAGACUCACCUCGCCCGGGUGGAGGCCAUGCUGAAUGACCGGCGCCGUCUGGCCCUGGAGAACUACCUGGCUGCCCUGCAGGCCGAUCCCCCCAGGCCCCACCGCAUCCUGCAAGCCCUGAGAAGGUACGUCCGCGCUGAGAACAAGGACCGCCAGCACACCAUCCGUCACUACCAGCACGUCCUGGCUGUGGAUCCUGAGAAGGCUGCUCAAAUGAAGUCACAGGUGAUGACCCACCUGCGUGUCAUCGAGGAGAGGAUGAACCAAAGUCUAUCUCUGCUCUACAAAGUACCUUAUGUUGCCGAGGACAUUCAGGAUGAAAUUGACGAGCUACUUCAGGAGCAGAAAGCUGACAUGGACCAGUUCCUAUCGUCUAUCUCUGAAUCACAGCCAGAUGUCACUGUGUCGUCAGAGGACAGCGUGGAAGUUCCCAUGCCCGAGGGCAAACCCUUCCGCCCCUUCCAAGUCACAUCUUUGGGGUCCCGUUCAGAGCCAGAGGGCUCUGCCAUGUCUGGUUUGGACGGUCUGAUAGGUGCUGAGGAGAGAAUUAUCAACAGCAAACCCAAGAUCAGCGACAAAGUGGUGAUUGAUGAGUCUCUGGAUGUUAAAGAAGUGAUUUACAGUGCAGAGAGAGUCAGCGUUAUGCAUGAUGAUGAGCUGGAGUCUUAUCGCCCCCUGGGAGAGGACUUCAGUUUUGGGAGCAGUGCACUGAUUGGCUUGCUGGUGAUCGCUGUGGCCAUAGCAACUGUGAUUGUGAUCAGUCUGGUGCUUUUGAGGAAGAGGCAAUACGGCACCAUCAGUCAUGGCAUCGUAGAGGUUGACCCCAUGCUGACACCAGAGGAACGCCACCUCAGCAAGAUGCAGAACCACGGCUACGAAAACCCCACCUACAAAUACCUGGAGCAGAUGCAGAUCUAACCAGAGCCUGCAGGGGGCGCUGUGGAGUCUGACAGAGGACAGCAACUGAGGGGGAACAUACUACUGACCAAUAACAUAUGCUAUUGUUAAAAUCAUUUGCAUACAUCCAAACUCCAUUUACUGGUUUGUUCAAAACAAUCCUUAAAUAAUGCUACUACUUCUACUACUGCUACUAUUGUACUAUAGAACUCUUUUUGAUCAUGUUUCUUUUGAAAAGGUGAUGUAUCUGCCAUUUUGCAUUAUGAAAAUGUGAUUCUGCAGAUUUCUCUGUAAUUAUCAGUACAGCUAUCUCAGAUCAAGAUGUAUAACAUUUCUUCAGACAUUUUCUUUAUUUUUGAAAGUGAGCGGCAAAUCAAGCAAAAUUUUAAAUGUUUUUGAGUAGCCAUCAUCAAACCGGCAUACCAGACACUACUCUUUAAUUUCCCAUCAGGCAAGUGUCAUUCAUGCAGUUUCUGAUGGUGUUCUCAGAAAGAAUUGGUAUUUUUAUUUUGUUCUUUUUCCUCUUAAUAGAUUGCUUGUAUAUGAAGGUUCUUUGUACCGAUUAAAAUGUAUAGUGAAACAAAUGAGAAAAAAAUAUCAUGAAUUAUUUACUUUCUGUUCUUUGUUAUGACAAAAUAUACAUAUACCGUUUAAAUAUAUAUAAGAAUAGAUGUUUUUAUUCCACCUUUUUCCCAGGCAAGAGGUUCUCGGUUGGUUGAGGGUUCUUAAGUUGAAGGUCAUGAGUUGUGUUUGCAGGCACACUGUUAGUCAACGAAAGGUGAAGAUGUGCACAGACCCCCAGCUCAAACACAUCACACAAAACCUACUCUGAACCUUUACUAAGUGAAUGUGAUAAUAUAUCCCCUACUACACACACAAACACAACCUUUUAUCGGUAGUAAGAGUAUAAAUCGAUAGAUAUAGUAAUACCUAUUGACAUGUUUUACAUAGUUGAAUGUAUCGUGGAAGUUUUUUUCCAUACUAUGUACCUGACAGGUUCCUGUGUGGCUUUGAUUUUAAUGCACUGUCAGAAACAUUGUGACAGUGGGCAAUGACGUGUCACAAGCCGACAUACAAGUGUUUUUUAAUUAGUUUUUACACAAAUUAUCUGAAGCAAAAACCAAGUACCAGAAAAGCUACUCUGAAAACAAAUCUGGGGGAUGAUGCACACACAUGUUAUUGGAGAAACUGUUGGCAUGAAGCUUAAAAAAGUCAGAUCAAAACAGGGCUGGUCCAGAGGCACUAACAAAAUAAGCAGCUGCUUAGGGCCCAUCUGCUACCAGGGGGGCCACCAAUUAAGUGAAAAGUUACAUAAUUUGGUGGAUUUGGGGAUGCUAUAACUACUUCUGGGAUCAUAACAAAUGCCAAACAAUGGACAAAGUUUUUUCUAAACCUGAAUAUAGCCUACCAAAUUUGGUGAUUGUGACAAAUAAUUUCGGUAGGCACUAAAACUUUUUUUAGGAUUUAGGGGGAGCAAAUUUUGCAAUCUUGAUUUUGGGAUUUGGGUACCCAGAAGUGCUUGGGCCAGCCCUGGAUCAAAGCCAGUUGAAGACGCGCUGGAGCUGGAGGGCUGUGCAGGCAGGCAGAGACACGCAGAAAGACAAGGCUUGGAGAGCUUGUUUCUGGAAAAAAAAAAAAAAGCUAAUUUGUGUAUUUUUACAGGUAGAGAAUGACACAAACAAGUAAACUUAAUCCUAGAAUCAUUUUUCUCUCUCUCUCUUAGUAUUGUCUUUGUAUGCCUGUAUAGUUGAUGUUGCAAUCAUGGCUUUUUUCUGGAGGAUUACCUGUGGUGUGCAUUGUUCUUAUAUGAAAUUAUAUGAUAUAUAUUUUUAAGUUUGUUUUCUUGUUUUCUAUUUUUUCCUCUUACUGUGACAGUAUCUCUGUAUGUGACUGUCUCACUAUGCACCCAAACGGCUUCAAUCUUGUAACUGCCUGCUUGAUUGUGGGAUGGGACUGGGAACUAAUAUAAUAUGCAUAUUAGUGACUUGACAAAAAUUGAUUGACACCAAUGGAAACAGAUUUAUGGUUACAGGGGGGGGGAUACACAUAAAUAAACUCACAACUUCCAUAA
Micropterus dolomieu (smallmouth bass) is the source of this 4505-nucleotide messenger RNA. RefSeq names its product amyloid beta (A4) precursor-like protein 2 (gene aplp2). Bases 191 to 2455 code for a protein of 754 amino acids. Lineage: Eukaryota; Metazoa; Chordata; Actinopteri; Centrarchiformes; Centrarchidae. The record is from RefSeq and is a predicted model, not a curated record. Gene Ontology annotation, cellular component: membrane. Gene Ontology annotation, biological process: central nervous system development; axonogenesis. The transcript has 17 exons. Gene Ontology annotation, molecular function: heparin binding; serine-type endopeptidase inhibitor activity; transition metal ion binding.